AUGGGUUUGAGUCGAGAAGGUUCGUUGAUUUUUUUAGUUUUCUUAAAAUUGGUAUACAAGGUGGAACAUUCUAAUGGAAUUGGCCCCAAAUUUCAGAGGUUGAAAAGCUUUUGGAGCCAAUUGAAAGCCGGCUUGAUGAAGGGCUCGAGAAACAAGAUGCGGCUCAAGCUGCCUCGUGCUAUACAGACAACGCUGUUUUAGUUCAUCUGGGGAAGAAUGCGGUUACAACGAGAGCAGGUAAUCUCUGCAGGAUAACCUGAAACUGAUCUUAAAAAUUUCAGCGAUUGAAGCCCGUUACAAAGAAUUCUUAACACCUGAUUUUGGCAAAAUAAUAACGGAGAAAACGGCGGCUUACGACGUCAACGACGGGGAAUUUUUGCUGAGGAAGGGACGGUAUCAAAUGGGCAAAGAUCAGCCCUGGUUCAAAUACAUGCAACUUUUUGAACGGCAACCAGAUGGAAAGUAUCUCGUUCUGCACGAUGAAUUUGAAUUUAACUAA
Messenger RNA from Bursaphelenchus xylophilus (pine wood nematode), 499 nucleotides. Lineage: Eukaryota; Metazoa; Nematoda; Chromadorea; Rhabditida; Aphelenchoididae. The record is from the annotation of a GenBank genome assembly.